CUAUGGGGCCGCUUGCGUUCGCCGAUGCGCUCGGCACGCCCAAGAAGCGCGUCUCGUACUUCUACGAUUCGGAGAUUGGCAACUUCAGCUACGGACCCGGGCACUGCUGGAAGCCGCACCGCGUGCGCAUCACGCACAACCUAAUUGUCAACUACGGGCUCGCCAAGCACAUGCAUGUCUUCCGGCCGCCGCUGGUUGGGGUAGAGGACCUCACGCGCUUCCACUCGGACGACUACAUUCAGUUUCUACGCACGGUCACACCCGACAAUAUGCACGAGCACUACCGCCAGCUGCAGCGGUUCGCGUUCAACGACGGCGGCGACUGUCCCGUCUUUGAUGGCAUGUUUGAGUUUUGCCAGAUCGCCGCGACGGGCUCGAUCGGCGGCGCCGCGCGCCUCAACGACAAGAGCGCCGACAUUGCCAUCAACUGGGGCGGUGGUAUGCACCAUGCCAAGCGCUCGGAGGCCUCUGGCUUUUGCUUCGUCAACGACUGCAACCUUGGGAUCCUCGAACUCCUCAAGGAACAUGCGCGGGUGCUGUACAUUGAUAUCGACGUACACCACGGCGAUGGCGUCGAAGAGGCCUUCUACACGACCAACCGCGUCAUGACCGUCUCGUUCCACAAGUACGGCGGCGUCUUCUUCCCGUGCACGGGCAACGUCAAGGACAUUGGGUACGGUGAAGGCAAGAACUACGCCGUGAACGUGCCGUGCCAUGAUGGCAUGGACGACGAGAGCUUCAUUGGCGUCUUCCGCGACGUCAUCUCCAAGGUCAUGGAGCACUACGCGCCGGGGGCGAUCGUGCUCCAAUGCGGCGCCGACUCGCUCUCGGGUGACCGCCUCGGCUGCUUCAACCUCAGUGUCAAGGGCCACGGCGCUGCGGUCGCCUACGUCAGGUCGUUCAACAUCCCGACGCUGAUCAUUGGUGGCGGCGGCUACACGCUCCGGAACGUUCCGCGCUGCUGGUGCUACGAGACGUCGGUGGCCCUCGGCGUCGAGAUCCCGGAUGCGAUGCCGUACAACGACUACUUUGAGUACUUUGGGCCCGAGUACCGGCUGCACAUGCCCGUGAGCAACAUGGAAAACCUCAACACGCCCAGCUACCUCAACGACACCAAGCAACGUUUGUUCGAGCAACUGCGCCAGAUCGAGCCCGUGCCCAGCGUGCCCUUCCAACACGUGCCGGCCAAGAUGGUGGAUGCGAGCGACGAUGUCAACGAAGACAUGGCGGAUCCGGACGCACGCCCCGAGACGGACGCACCGCAGCACGCGGCCGAGUACUUUGACUAGAGCAGCGGGCGUGGUCGACGGCAUGGCCGACCGUAGCGACAGAUUGCAUUGAAUUUUGUGCCAGCUACGAGCUAGCUAGAUGCUUUCGUGAUCGAGCAAUUAUCUGAUACAAACAAGGGCUCAAUGUACGUAAAAUGGG
Saprolegnia parasitica CBS 223.65 is the source of this 1428-nucleotide messenger RNA. RefSeq lists its product as hypothetical. Gene Ontology annotation, molecular function: histone deacetylase activity. The transcript has 10 exons. Lineage: Eukaryota; Oomycota; Saprolegniomycetes; Saprolegniales; Saprolegniaceae. The annotation marks the transcript as partial. The record is from RefSeq and is a predicted model, not a curated record.